AUGGCUCCUGUUCCAGGUAAUAAACGGAAGAGAGGCGACAGAACCUGGUCUGGCGACUCGUCAAAUGAUAGCCCUCGACCUUCUCCGCACCGUCCAAGCAAUCUGAACCUAGCUCAGCAGCAGCAGCAACACCAGGGCAGAGAUGGCCAGGAAGGCCGUGGGAGAGGUGGCCGGAGAGCCAGUCGAGGCGGCCGUAAUACCAGAAGAGCUAGCGACGGACCAUACAUUCAGCAACAGCAGCAGCAACAACAGCAACGAGAGAGUCCUGCCCCCGCGAAGCCUGUCCCCGCAUCGACCGGCAACGAAGCAGAGCAAACUAAGCCCAACGGCGUACCAGUCACACCGUCUCCCGUCAUUCCGGUAGAAGUGCAGCAGCAUGUUGUUGUGACGAAGACGUCGUCUUACUGCUAUGAUCACAUUUCUACGGACUGCAUUGCGAACUGGGCUGGAACCGGUCGGCAGGCAGUCAUAGAGGUUGGGACAAAAGCUCGAACGGAGGGAGAUUUUCUCACCCUAUCUUCAAUAUUUCAAGAGACCGUUCAGCUGGCCCUUGAGGGUCGCGUAUCGCCUCAUGACCUGGGAACGACAGUGCGCGCCAUCAUAGGCGACACCGAGGCGAUAGGUUCAACUCUAGAUUCGCGCUCUAUAUUCCUCGAUACCCUCUCCAUUCUAACCGAAACAGAUCCCUCUAAUCCUAACCUUCGCCCCUUCAUCUUCGCGACUAGAAUUCCCUCUGAUAUCAUGAGGGUUCAGCUUGAAACUCCGCUUCUUCAAUCCCUUGGUUUGAUCCGUGACACAUUCGCCCGGAUGGGCAUCCGAAAGCAGACAAACCUCCUGUACCGGCAGUCAAAUUAUAAUCUUUUGCGAGAGGAGUCCGAAGGAUACUCGAAGCUUUUGACUGAACUAUUCACCACGAGCAACAAUGAACCACCAUCCAGCGAGGUAGUUGAAGAUACUUUUGAGCGCGUAAAGGCGAUGAUAGGUGCUUUUGACAUGGACGUUGGAAGGGCCCUUGACGUUACCCUCGAUGUUUUUGCUGCCGUUCUCGUCAAACAAUAUCGAUUUUGUGUCAAAUUUCUACGGGCCAGUUCUUGGUGGCCAAAGGAAGAUGGCCUGGAAGGACAUAAUUCCAUGUCCGGACUCCCUCGAUGGGCCUUACCUGGUUCUUCCGGAUGGUCGACAACGGAUGAAGAGCGGGCGGAAAUGCUUCGGUUGAACGAGAGCAGAGACAACGGGUUCUGGAAUAGGGUGAGAGAAAUCGGCAUACGUGCCUUCUUUGAGCUCGGCCGUCGGCCAAUUUCGGAGGAGGAACAGCAUAAAUUCAUAUCUGCAGCUGAAGGAGACACUAUAAACGACAGCGAUGAGACAAAAAGUUGGAUUCAGCAAACAGGAACUCUGCCCCCGAAGGGUAACCGAGUGGCAGCACAACUUCUCGGUUUCAAACUACGAUAUUACUCCUCGGGCGCACGAAACCCAUCCGAUGUCCUUCCUGAUAAUCUAAUAUAUCUUGCGGCGCUCCUCAUCAAAGUUGGCUUCAUAUCUCUGCGGGACCUAUACCCUCAUCUUUGGAGGCCAGACGAGUCCAUGGAUGCUUUAAAGGAGGAGAAAAUGAAGGAGAAAGCAGAGAGGGAGGCAGCCGCUCGCCAUGGCGGAGCUGUCAAUGCCUUGAUGACAGCCGGUGCACUGGUAGAUGAUACUCUACCACCCCCUCCUCGAAUUCGAGAGCCAGAUGCGAGAUCUGCGACCCCUGCGCGAGACCACGAUCAUGACCAGGAUAAAUCGGUACCUUCCAAGGGAGAUGACAAGGAACAACUUCCAGAACCCGCAGAUCAGAAGGUCCUACUAUUAAAAAGUCUGCUUGCUAUUGGCGCUCUUCCGGAAUCCUUAUACAUCUUAGGAAAGUUUCCGUGGUUAUUGGACGCUUACCCCGAGCUUCUCGAAUUCAUCCAUCGCAUUAUUCACCACUGCUUAAGCAAGGUCUACAACAGCGUACGGCCACUGGUAGAGCGAGAGGAACUUAAGAGCCGAAAAAAGAUCGUUAGCACAGAUCAAUCCAUCACAUUAUCUGGCAAAAUUCGACUUGGGGAUCCGUCGCCUCGACGUAUUCUCCGCUGGGCAUUGCUAGACAAAGAAGAUACUAACGAUGGCACCGAUUAUCGCUUCUACUGGGAUGAUUGGGCGGAUAAUAUCCCUAUUUGUCAAUCUAUUGACGACGUGAUCGCUCUCUGUGGCUCAUUUUUGAACCUUUCCGGAGUGAAAAUUGGCAAUGACCCCAGUUUACUCACAAAACUCGCCCGCAUUGGCAACCACAGCCUGAAAACCGAUACGUCCGAUGCUAAUAACGUUCGUUGGAGAGACCUUUGCAAGCGUCUGCUCGUUCCCGCCCUCAGUUUGACCAAAGUCAACCCCGGAGUUGUCAACGAAAUCUUCGAAUUAUUACAGCAUUUCCCUCAGGAUGUUCGAUUUUCUAUCUACGCGGAAUGGAACGUUGGACAGAUUUCCAGGCUACCAGAUAUCAAAUCAGCAUUCGACCUUGCUCGCGCCCAGACGAAGGACUCGUUAAAACGAUUAAGCAAAACUAAUCUCCGACCGAUGGCGAGGACACUGGCCAAAAUCGCGUAUGCAAACCCUGGAAUAGUUAUCAACGUUGCCAUCAGCCAGAUCGAGUCCUACGAAAAUUUGAUUGAAGUUAUCGUUGAAUGUGCGCGGUAUUUUACCUUCCUGGGCUACGACAUCUUAACUUGGGCAUUGGUGAAUUCGUUAGGACAAAAAGGGCGGAGUAGGAUGCAAGCUAGUGGUUUACUUGCAAGCCGAUGGCUAAAUUCUCUAGCCGCUUUUGCCGGCAGGGUCUUUAAACGAUACUCGAGCAUCAUGAACCCGAUCCCGGUCCUUCAAUACGUUAGCGAUCAAUUACGUCAAAACAACUCUACGGAUCUCCUUGUGCUGGAGCAGCUCAUUAGCUCAAUGGGAGGCAUUGUCACUGAUAACAGCUUUAACGAUGCACAACUCCAAGCUAUGGCUGGCGGAGAAGUGCUCCAAUCUCAGACAAUGCUACAAUUAUUGGAUAAGCGACACGAGUCCAAAACAACCUCUAAGAGGCUCAUGAAAUCGUUGUUUGAUUCAAACUUGGCUGGAUUGCUCCUUAUCGCGAUGGCACAGGAACGGGUUACCUGCAUUUUCAAGGAGUCUGAAUCCGAAGCGGAAUUGAAACUACUUGGUAAUAUAUUUGAUGAAACACAUCGUGUGUUAACGCAGUACUUGGACCUCCUUCGAUCCAACUGCACGGUGGAGGAAUUCGACUCUUAUGUUCCCGACGUUGUAUCUCUGAUUAGCGAGUUUGGGUUACAGCCUGAGGUGGCAUUCUGGAUAUCACGCCCAAGCAUCGCUCAACGCGUAGCCGAUAUGAAUAAACAAAUACAGGAAGCCGCAGCAAAGAAGGGAGAACCUGAAACCUCAACGCCAGAUAAAGGUGCCAACGGUGAUAUCGAAAUGGGCGAAGACAAAGACGUUACUGAGUCAACAACUACACAGGAUGGAGCCAUGUCUGUGGAUGCGCAAGCACCAGCCGACGAUGCAAAAUGUGGCCAAGAAUCGAACGCCCUGGCCUCCGUCGGUACUGAGAAAGCAACCAGUGCGGUUUCACCGUUCAAUGCGGUUGUUGAAGAACUCAUGGAAAAGAUGAAAGCAUCAGCACCUGAGUCCCUCUGGGAAGUUGUCGGCUUGCCAUUCUAUGUCACAUUUUGGCAACUCUCGUUGUAUGACAUUUAUGUGCCACAAAAAUCUUACGAAGACGAAACGGAACGCCUUAAGAAACGAGUUAUUGCCAUCUCACAUGAUAGAAUGGACAUGAGCUCGGCUGGCGCCCAACGCAAGGAGAGAGAAAAGAGGCAGAUCAAUGAGCUUCACGAUCAGAUCCUGGAUGAAAAUAAAAGGCACAUCAAAGCCUAUGGCCAGACCCGCGCAAGAUUACAAAAGGAGAAGAGCCAAUGGUUUGUUGGCAUGCGUGUGAAACAUGAGCCUCUAAAUAUUGCGCUGAUGCAGCAAUGUUUUCUGCCUCGUGUCCUGCUUUCUCCUAUUGACGCCUUCUACAGUUUCAAAAUGCUCAAAUACCUACAUUCGUCUGGUACCCCUAACUUCCGAACGGUGGGACUCUUGGACCAACUCUUCCGGGAUCAACGAUUAACAAGUAUAAUAUUCCAAUGCACGGCCAAGGAGGCCGAUAAUUUUGGUCGUUUUCUCCAUGAACUGCUCCGUGACCUCAGUAGGUGGCACGCAGACAAGGUUGUAUAUGAAAAGGAGGCAUUCGGAGCCAAGCGUGAUCUUCCCGGAUUUGCCAGGACCAUGGACCCCGAGGGAAAGCCCACCACAUUCCUAGACUAUGAGGACUUCCGUCGCAUCUUAUAUAAGUGGCAUCGGCAGUUAAGUGCGUCUCUGAAAACUUGCUUGUCGGGAGGCGAGUAUAUGCAUAUUCGAAAUGCAAUUAGUGUUUUGAAAGCUGUUAUGCAGUACUUCCCAGCAGUCAACUGGAUUGGUCGAGAUAUGCAGACGUGUGUGGUUGCAUUAACAAACUCCGAUCCGCGAGAUGAUAUCAAGAUCCCCUCAGCGACCUUAGUAGGGGAUUUGAGUAGGAGAGAGAAGAAAUGGCUCCUCCCACAGGCCUUCACCAUUUUGAACCCUCAAGCCGCUAGUGGAGAGACUGGAACUAAUACGCCCAAAAAUGAAUCUGGACAAGAAGACAAGGCCGCCAGUGGUAAGCCGCGGACACCACAAUCCCAGUCAAUAACGCCCAAACCCCUAAGUGCUACUGCGCCUGAGUUCCAGCCGACUGCUACAGCCAUUAAGACAAAUGGAACAACACUUUCGCCUGCAGCUGGCCGGUUAGAGGUCGAGGAUGGGGAGAUUGAAGAUGCGAAGAAGGAAGAGGUAAAAGUGGUAGAGGAGACCGGUCAGGCCCGCUUCAGCAACCGUGCUACACCAAUGCCAAAACCAACCGGCCAGACGGGUACAUCUGAUGAAACGACGGAAGAUCACAAGGGUCAAACCCCAUCCGCGCAAACACAAGAAUCAGCAGCACCUCAGGAUCACCGCAGCACCACUCCCGUCCCGAACAAAGAUGACCUCCGUGCUCGGGAUACAGGUAACGACAUGUCUCCUCAGUCUGCAUCCGGCACCAGAAGCAGGACACCUUCGGAAUCAUCGCAUCUAUCCAGCUCCUCCAAACGCAUAGAAGUUGAUCGACAUGGCAGCAGUGGCACAGGACUUCGUCCACCAGCCAAUCUUCCCAAUAAGCCAGAUCUUCCUCGUCAGUAUAGACAUUCUGACCUGAGAACACCUGGAAUGCGGCCAACGGAUAUUCCUAGCGAUCGACGAGACGGGCGAGACUACAAGUAUCCUGAGCAGGGCCGUCUUUCUAGAUAUGGACCUCAUGACCAUGACCGGUUAUCUGACCACCCGAGCGCAGUUGAUUCCCGUAGUUUUGGUCGACUUUCAGAAAAGGACAUGGCCCGCCGGCCUUACGCAGAAGAUCAUAUGGGCCGACCACCUCAUAUUCGAGACCCAGUAGGUUCCCGGGAUCAAGAAUGGAGAGAACGACAUAGUCGAGGCAGACUAAAUCCGCCAGACCACCCAAACCAGAGGCCAGAUCAGCCUCGAGCUCCGCGAGAUGAGGAUAGCAAUGUAGGCCGACAGGCCAAUAUGCAACAUCCUCAACACGAAUACCCGCACCGCCCACUCGUAAGGCCACAAAGAGAAGACAGAAGACCACCGCACGGCUCGCGCCCUCCAACCCCUUCGCAACAAGAGGACAAUCGCCCUUCGUCUCGAAUGGACAGACACGACGAGAGAGAUGACAGAAAUCCUCCAAGCCGUCCUGUACAACCUGGCCCUCCUCGCCACGAUGAACUACCUAGCGGCCCCCGUUCAAAUCGGCCUUCGCAUGCGAAUGCUCCAGAUAACCGCUUGCCUCCCGAUCACCAGCGGGAUGGACGAAUGGGCCAUCCACCACCCCCUGACCCUACAUAUGGGCGUUUAAAUCAGGAUUCACGAUUCCCUCCUAGUCGUACCCAGGACACCUUUGAGCGUAAUCAAGAUAUUCCUUCCGGACCGAGGCGGAACCCAUCUGGUCGUGGUAGUAGAUCCGUUUCUACUACCGGCCCUCACACAUCUACCUCAUCAGCUGCCCCGGCCAACCCUGAUCGCCAGCCUCCUACCGGACCAGCAGGCUGGACUGGUCCACGAACCCAACCCCAUCAGGACCAGCCUGCUCAAGGCACUGGAGCCUCUGAAGACCCAAAUGCGAACCUCAAUAAAAUGGAUACUUCUGGAAUUCAUCCCGACCGACUCAGAGCCAUACAAGGGCCAAAUGACCAUGGCUUUAGACCUGGCGGUCCGCAGUCCCAGCAACAGCCUCAGCAACAGGCAGCACCGCCUCCACCACCGCCACCACCACCGCCGCCAUCGAUAGCUCCUCCAUCCGGACCUAGGGGAGGCGCUCAUGGCCCGCCAAGUGCGUCACCAACCACCCGCGGUCGGCCAUCCGGUAUACCCUUCUCUGGGGAAGGCGGAAGGGGUGAUAAACGAUUCGCUGGCCUCAAUAACAUGUUGCAGCAAUCUUCAGGGUCUGCAGGUGACAAACCCGGGCAAGGCUCGAUGGGUCGAAGCAGAGGGCCACACAGACAAAGCGGCUCUAUCAGCGGACCAUCGCCUCAAUCAGGGAGACCUCAACCUCCAAACGAUGCCCAUUCAGCUAGCAACAACACUGGAAGGUCGGAAUUAUUCCCAUCGCGCUCCAAUGGGUCUGCGCCGCAACAGCAGCAGGAAGAAGACAGCCGUAGGUCGGGCAGAUCCAGCCGUCGAAGCGAAAUCAUGGAUGAAGCAUCAAGCUCCAAACGCUCUCCACAAUCAAGCAUUUCAGGCCCUCAUACCCCUGAUCGCCCUACUGACAGGCCUAGCGAUCGCGACAGGGACCGUGAGCGCCGCACAGGCGAAGACAGCACAAGGAGCAAAGACAGCAAGAAGGACGACCGUCGAGAUCGUCCACGAGAGCGUGACCGUGACCGUGAUAGAGGUCGAGUUGAUGAAGUUGUUGAUCGAGAGGACACCAGGGGUUCACGUGAUUCUUCUUCCCGCCGCAGCGGACACAGUUCAGGGGUAAAUGCUACCGACGUGACGCCCACGAGCAGUCGAAGGAGAGAUAAGCGGGAUCGAGACGAGGGACGCGGCUCUGGAAACAGCGGCGGCAGUAGUAGCAAGGGAGUUCCGCUCCCACCUCCUCCACCGCCGCCUCCACCGCCCGAGAGACAGCAUGAAAGAUGGGGCGGUGCAGGCGUCGGCCGCAGUGAUGACAGGACUCGGGAGCGUGGUGACCGCGAGAGUGAUAGGGGAGGAGAUCGUGAUAGGGAGCGAGACCGCAGUGGAAGAGGCCGGGACCGUGAUAGAGAUCGCGGUCGGGACAGAAGGGACGGGCCAAACCCAGGGCCAGGGCCGGACGGAAGGGGACCACCUCUAACUCCAACAGGCGGCCCUGGGGGCGUUGCUGGGAACACUGGCAACAAUACCUGGCCACGGAAGCGCGGUAGACCUCACGGUAUCGGUGGAGAUGAAGGGGGCCAUGACAACUCGCCAACUAUGGGCGGGCCGAUGCGACCAGGCACCGAAAACAAACGGCAGAGACGUUGA
Messenger RNA from Arthroderma uncinatum, 7677 nucleotides. Its product is annotated as THO complex protein subunit 2. Lineage: Eukaryota; Fungi; Ascomycota; Eurotiomycetes; Onygenales; Arthrodermataceae. Gene Ontology annotation, cellular component: THO complex part of transcription export complex. Gene Ontology annotation, biological process: mRNA processing; mRNA export from nucleus. The transcript is spliced from 2 exons. Bases 1 to 7677 code for a protein of 2558 amino acids. Gene Ontology annotation, molecular function: mRNA binding. The record is from RefSeq and is a predicted model, not a curated record.